CUAGUGUUUGAUGAAUCUGCCCCAAUCUUUUGAUCAUAUUCAUCUUUUGAGCAUAUUCAUGGGACACUUGAAGUGUUUCUGCUGCCAAAUAACCCAAAAGAGCAUCAUCUGUUUUGUCUGAAAGUAAAUCCUCAACUUGAGCUAUAUAAAGAUGUGAAGCAAUAACUUGCUAUAGAGUAAGAAUAGAACAUGGAUUUUAGCCUGCAUAACAAUACAGGCAGUUACUGAUAUUUGAUUUCUCUUAACAUAUAAGCUGUCAUAUUUACUGAAAUCUCAGCAGCAUCGGUAGAGGAGGCUAAAAAGCGAACGAAUAUAUGAAGAGAUCUGCUUUAGCCAUCUGCUGUGUUUCUUUACAAUUUCCUUCUUUUGGCUUCACCCGAGUUCAUCUCUCUCUUAUAUGAAUCAAAACAAAGCUCCCCGAUAGCCAUUGCAGGGUAUUCCACUACCCUGAUCAAGGUGAACAAAUAUGGGCUCCUUUCUUCUUCUCCUCAACCUUCUUUGCUUUACCUGUCUCAAUUUCACAUGGGCUGUGGAAGAGCACAAAACCUACAUCAUUCAUAUGGACCACUCAAAGAGACCAACCAGUUUCUCUACCCAUGAAGAGUGGCACCUCUCAACCCUGGCAUCACUCUCAUCAUCAUCGUCAUUGCCAUCAUCUGCGAUGGAGGAUAGGCUGCUUUACACUUAUACUCAUGCCAUGCAUGGAUUCAGUGCCAGGCUCACAUUCUCUGAGCUUGCAGAGCUUGAGAAUCACCCUGCUCAUGUUGCCUCAUACCCAGACUCGUACGGACAGCUCCUCACAACUUACACUCCCAAGUUCCUAGGACUGUCAAAAACUUCAGGCAUAUGGCCAGAAUCAUCAUAUGGCAGUGACAUAAUCAUUGGCAUACUAGAUACAGGAAUAUGGCCUGAGAGCAAGAGCUUCGAUGACCAUGGCUUGUCACCAGUUCCAGACCGAUGGAAAGGAAGGUGUGAGAAUCGAACUACAUUCAGCAUGUCACUCUGCAACCGGAAACUGAUUGGAGCUCGGUCUUUCAGCAAGGGACUGAGAGCAAGUGGACUACACAUCGAGGACUUUGAUUAUGACUCUCCAAGAGAUUUCGAUGGACAUGGCACCCAUACGUCAUCCACAGCAGCAGGAAACUACGUUCACAAUGUGGAGUACUUUGGCUAUGCUAAGGGCUCUGCAAAAGGAAUUGCCCCUGCUGCUCGUGUUGCUAUAUACAAGGUUGUCUGGUCUUCUGAUGAUGACAGCAGUGCUGCCACUGAUGUGCUUGCUGGAAUAGAUCAAGCUAUUGCUGAUGGGGUCGAUGUGAUGUCACUCUCUCUCGCAUUCAAACCAGCAUCACCUUACCAUGAGGAUGUUAUUGCCAUCGGUGCUCUCUCAGCAGUCAGAAGGGGGAUACUGGUCAGCUGCUCAGCAGGAAACAGUGGCUCAUCAUGGUACUCUGUCUUGAAUGGUGCACCUUGGAUCAUGACGGUUGGUGCAGGCACCACAGACCGAAGUUUUUCUGCCUCUUUAACUCUAGGAAAUGGUUUUAUGCUCCAUGGAACAUCUUACUUUCCUCUAAGUAUUUAUAUUGCUGAUCUGCCACUGUAUUAUGACAGAAGCAACAUCUCUAAGGCCUCCUGCUUGAACUCCUCUCUUGAGGUUAGCCAGGUUGCUGGAAAAGUUGUGCUCUGUGAUAUGAACAACCAGACUAAUAUCUUUAAUCAGAUUGAUGAAGUGAAUCGAGCUGGUGCUGCAGCGGGCAUCUUUGUAGGUCAUACCAUGUUGUUGGAACCAGACAGCUUAUACAUUCCUAGUCUGGUUGUGCAACCAUCGGAAGCUGAUCGAGUUAAACAGUAUGCUUCACAAACAAUUAAUGCUACUGUGAAAGAGAUGACUUUCCAGAUCACAAAGCACAAUGCAAAACCAGCACCUCAGGUAACGUAUUUCUCUUCAAGAGGGCCAAAUCCAAUUAGCCCAAUGGUACUUAAGCCUGAUGUUCUAGCUCCAGGGAAGGAUGUGCUUGCUGCUUGGGUACCACACAAUCCAACUGCAAAAUAUCGCUCAGACAAACUUGUUUCUACAUAUGCACUUGACUCAGGGACAUCAAUGUCAUCGCCCCAUGUAGCUGCAGUAGCUGCAUUGGUCCGAUCUGUGCACCAAGACUGGAGUGCAGCAGCCAUAAAGUCUGCUAUCAUGACUACAGCUCAAAUAUAUGACAACAGACAUGCAAUUAUCAGAAAUGAAGGGACAAGCCAACCUGCCACACCUCUUGACUUUGGAUCUGGUCAUGUUGACCCAAACCGAGCCAUGGACCCUGGGCUCAUAUAUGAUCUAGACUUUCAGGAUUAUGUCAACUUCAUAUGCACACUUAACUACACUACCAAGCAGAUGAUGGCAAUGCUGAGACUGCGCAAGUGGGAGUGCAAACUUGACAAGGGAGACCUGAACUACCCUUCGUUCAUUGCUGUCUUCAACAAAACAGAUGUACCAUCAUAUCCUAAAAAUAAGACCUUUAUCAGGGUGCUUACCAAUGUGGGGUUGCCAGAUGCAGUUUACAGUUCAGCAGUAGAUGUCCCAAAGGGAAUGAAGGUGAUCAUCACACCUUCUUCUCUUACCUUUAGUGAAAGGAACGAUAAGCAGAUUUUCAGGUUACAUUUAGAGGUUGAUGAAGAAGCUCUGUCGGCAGGGCAGAAGGGAACUCGAGUGGCUUAUGGGUACCUGAGGUGGACUGAUGAAAAAUCUGAACACAUUGUCUCGAGUCCUAUAGUAGCUAUUGUUCAUUAGGAAAAUGCUGCAAGUGUAUCUGGAAUUUAAUUGCUCAAUCGUCAAAAUAUGAUUACAAUCAUAAAGAGCUUCUAGCAGUAGCUGAUCAUUAACGCCCCAUACUCCACUUUCACCAAAUAGGCGAAGAUGAUUCUAUGGGAGAAAUUGUGCCCAUGCUAAAUAGCAAAUGCAAGUCCAUAUAGGUAACCGGAUGAUUAUCUUGGAUUUGACAGCUGCACAUAAAGAACUCGUGUGCAUUGAUGGAUCAUCAAAUUGUCAAGCACUCAAAUGAACAUGAUAUUAAUGACAUUUUGAAACUUUCUUUAGAUAUCAGAUGCAACCUGGUCAAGAUGCCCUUACAUAUCCUGUUCAGCAUUGUUGCAUAUGCACUUGUUUUUGUUCAUUCAUCAAUAUUCUCCAGGAUAUCAGUAUUUCCACAACUUUAUCCUCAGAAACAUGCGGCUACAUCACUCUUGAAUGAUUCAUACUAUUGAUCAUCUUGGCUAAAUGUUCAACCUUUGUCCAACCAGCCGAAGUAUUAUUCUCCUUUCUUUUCAUGGACGUGCUCAAUAAGAUCAUUAGUGAUCAAGUUCAUCCUUUCUUUCAUGAGAGUGCAAUGGUAUAAAACAACUAUUGCAUGCUGUAGAACCGUCGAUCUUCAAAUGCUGUCAAUAAUAUUGAUAUAAAAUAUCUUCCAAAAGAACCAGACUCUCAUGUUCUUGAAAGAGUAGCUGGUCUUUUCCCUGCAAUAGCAAGUGAUCGACUCCAAUUGAUGUCCAAACAAACUAUGAAGUUAUACUAUCCACAGUUGGGGUACUUUUAUUUGGUGAACAUAUGUGCAGUAGCAUCCUUUCUGGCCUACACUACUGAUGCACACUGAUAAGAACAAAUGUGCAGUAUUAUCAUCUCUACUUUUGAACAAGGUCCUUAAAUAUGAGAUCACCCACACGAGUAAAGCUGCGUGUUCGGCAAGGCACUUGACGGCCUUUUGGGUACCCGGCCCGGGUGGUGAAAUAAGGCCUUGGGCUCACCCAAUAACUAGUCGUACCAGUCUAAUUAUAUAUAUAUAUAUUAUAAUUAGGUCGGCUGGGGCCGAGCCCAGGGUCACUGCUAUAGGUUCCUGGCUGGACCGAAUCCUCAUGGUUCACCCUACACGUGCACCAAAAUACUUACAAUGUCGUGCUAAAUGCCAUUUGGUCAACUAUCCAUGACAUAGAUUGACAAUUUUAUAUUCUACGUCUUUAUAUGGCUGAUAUCAAAGUGGAAAUAAGAUGUUCAUGAAUUCUUGUUAAAUAUCUAUUGGGCAUGAGAACGAAGAACACCUAUAUGUAUCAGAGCCUGAAGACAAUAAACAUAGAAUAGUUCAAGGAAAACACAUUCCUAGCAUAUCUCUCCAGGCAGCAGGUUGUCCAGACUCCAAAUAAACACUUGACAGCAGGAGAAGGAAAAAACAAAGCAUGGUAUGUUUGAGGUUAAAAAUCAAGCUACAAAAAUAAUACUUUAUCUCAAGAUGAGGCUUCGGCAUGAGCAAUAUACAGCACAUUUUGGAAAGGUCUAACAUGAAACACGUAGAAUUAUGUAAUCAUGUAGAUACUUGUAACAUCAAAGGACAACAAUGAAACUUUCAUCAUAAAAUUGUAGUACCUAUUGUCAAACGAUUAAAGUUAUAGAUUGUCAGUUUUCUAAUUAUAUCAUAUAUAAAAUCCUGCAUAUAUAAUCUGGAAUGCUGCACAUAAAAAAAAAUCAUAAAUAUUGUUCAAUUUAUUGGUUGCUCGAUCUUCUCGCAUGACUUCCACUUCCCGAA
Messenger RNA from Nymphaea colorata (pocket water lily), 4559 nucleotides. Its product is annotated as subtilisin-like protease SBT3. The transcript is spliced from 2 exons. Gene Ontology annotation, molecular function: serine-type endopeptidase activity. Lineage: Eukaryota; Viridiplantae; Streptophyta; Magnoliopsida; Nymphaeales; Nymphaeaceae. Bases 467 to 2776 code for a protein of 769 amino acids. Gene Ontology annotation, biological process: proteolysis. The record is from RefSeq and is a predicted model, not a curated record.